Molecule: messenger RNA, 966 nt
Organism: Eublepharis macularius
Lineage: Eukaryota; Metazoa; Chordata; Lepidosauria; Squamata; Eublepharidae
Product: olfactory receptor 6X1-like
Exons: 2
Coding region: 1-966 (321 amino acids)
Biological process (GO): G protein-coupled receptor signaling pathway
Cellular component (GO): membrane
Molecular function (GO): G protein-coupled receptor activity; olfactory receptor activity
Source: RefSeq, a predicted model, not a curated record
AUGCUCAGGACAAAUCAGACAGUACUCACAGAGUUUCUCCUCCAAGGAUUUCCAGGGUCUCCAGAGUUACAGAAGUAUCUGUUUGCUCCUGUUCUGUUUAUGUACAUCCUCACUAUUGUUGGCAAUAUGCUUAUCAUUUUCAUCAUUAUCCGUGAUCACCGCCUCCAUAAUCCCAUGUACUUCUUCCUGGGCAACUUCUCCUUCCUGGAGAUCUGGUAUGUGACCACCUUGUCACCCAAGAUAUUGGCCAACUUUCUGGUCAAGAGAAGGGCCAUCUGUUUCGGCUGUUGCAUCACUCAAGCUUUUUUCCACUUCUUACUGGGAGCCACAGAAUUCUUCCUGCUAGCUGCUAUGUCUUUGGAUCGCUACACAGCCAUCUGCAACCCUUUGCAUUACAACGUCAUUAUGAGCCGUAGGCUUUGCUUCCAGUUGGCGGUGGGAUCGUGGCUGGGUGGGUUCUUUACAGUCAUUGUUCAGACCAUCAUGCUCUGCCAACUCCCAUUCUGUGGUCCCAACCUGAUCAACCACUUCUACUGCGAUGUGACACCCCUGCUGAGUUUGGCUUGUGCUGACACGCGCCUCCUGGAACAGAUUGUGUUGGUGGGAUCCGCCCUGCUUCUGUUCACUUCUUUUUCAUUCACUGCAAUAUCGUACCUCUUUAUCAUAUCUACCAUACUGCAAAUCCCUUCCUCUUCAGGACGACAGAAGGCUUUCUCAACCUGUGCCGCCCACCUUACGGUCGUAUCCAUACAGUAUGGGACUGUGAUGUUUAUGUAUGUGAAGCCCAAGGCCAACUCCUCCCUUGAAGUAAACAAGGUGGUUGCUGUGUUGAAUACUGUUAUUACUCCUCUCCUCAAUCCUUUUAUCUACACACUGAGGAAUAAAGAUGUCAAAGAAGCUUUGAAGAAGGCGGUAGAUAUUAAAAUAAUCACAGUGGUUAUGAGAAAAAAGGUCUUCCAAUUGUAA